AUGCUGACCCCGGCCGACGCACGAGCACGCACGACGCCGCUGCCCGACGGCGAAGAGCUCAUAGUGUCGCCCGGCCUCCGCUUCGACGCCUUUGCCAUCACCAACAUGGCCCAGUCCAAGACCUUUUUCAAGGCGGGCUGCGCCGUGUGCCCAGAAGCGUCGCUGGCGCUCACGCUGCACGAGACAUCGGGACAUAUCCAGUGCCUGCUUCCCGACGCCUUUUGGACGAGCCACGAUUUCACGUUCCUCGUCGACUUUGCGAGCACGACCGCCCGUACCCAUCUGCACCUCGUACAUUGCAUCUACCUCGGCGAUCAAUGCAUCGUCGAGUCGUUUUCGUUUGGCGCGAUCGAGCAUAAUGUCGCGUACCGCUGGCUGGUGGAGUGGAUGAACCCCUUCUCCUUUCUGAGCGCGAGCGACACGACGCAGCCGACGCACAGCGACGUCUUUUACUUUGACAACGACACGCUGCUUGCGCACCACCGCGUGUCGUUUCAGGCCGUGCCCGAGGUCGGUGGGCACCGCGAGAACCAGCUCUUUGACGCGUUGGAGGCUCGGGCGCUGGCGCCGAUUCGUACGGCGUUGCACCACCUCGCCCGCGUCCCACAGAUGUACAAGCUCACUCACGACGUCCUCUUCGACUUGAUUGACGACGGCGCGAUCGAUAUUGCUCGGCUCCUCGUGGACCACGGCGCCACGCUCUCGGGGACAUGCAGCGAUCGGCUCUUGACGCGCGCCCUCGAUCGCAGUGACAUCGAGAUGGUCAGCUACGCGCUCGAUCACGGCGCGAAUGUUCAAUCGACCAUCUUUGGGCAGACGCAGCUUCAGCGAAUGGUGCUGGCCGGCAACGACGCCAUGGUGGAUGUGCUCGUGAAUGCAGGCGCGUACGUCGGCAACCCCUGUGACCUCCACGACCACAUUGACCGUGAUUGCUCCCGGCACUGCAAGGUUGCCGAGGCGCCCUUGGUCGCAGCGUAUACGAGCAACCAACCACGCAUGGCACAGCUCCUCCUGGACCUCCACGCGCCGAUCGACGUAGCUCAAAAAGCGGCUCCCCGCAACAACCUGCUGGCGCUCUGUCUGCUACAUGUGACGGACCAAUGCGCGCGCCGGUGGCAUAUCCAGCAGCUCCUCGAGCGAGGCGCUAUCGCCACCAUCCGCCAGCCCAACCAGGACGGGGUGACGCCAUAUGCGCUGGCCACAUCGAUGAAUGAAUUCAUGAUUCGCGAGAGCUUUGACUUUUAUACGAAAGCGACCUCCGAUGCACCGCAAGACGACAAUGCUGCAGAUGUAUGCGGCCAGAAUGCUGCGGCGGCCUGGCGAUUGCAAACGAGCACGUCCAUAUGGGAGCUGUCUCCGAGGGGCAGCACCGCCUCGAGCUACGAGUACGACUCGGACGCACCCAGCAGCGAGAGCGACGGCGACUGGACGCUUGUCGACGACGAUGUGGAUAUGGUUCACUAA
Molecule: messenger RNA, 1464 nt
Organism: Saprolegnia diclina VS20
Lineage: Eukaryota; Oomycota; Saprolegniomycetes; Saprolegniales; Saprolegniaceae
Exons: 10
Coding region: 1-1464 (487 amino acids)
Source: RefSeq, a predicted model, not a curated record